Molecule: messenger RNA, 823 nt
Organism: Momordica charantia (bitter melon)
Lineage: Eukaryota; Viridiplantae; Streptophyta; Magnoliopsida; Cucurbitales; Cucurbitaceae
Product: ribonuclease MC-like
Biological process (GO): RNA catabolic process
Cellular component (GO): extracellular region
Molecular function (GO): RNA binding; ribonuclease T2 activity
Source: RefSeq, a predicted model, not a curated record
UAAACAUGAGAAGAGAAAUGGUUAUCUCAAAAAGAGAAGUUGUGCUCAUGUUUGCCUUAACCAUAACUAUCUUCUUCCCCGUUGUUAAAUCACAAGCUUUCGAUAACUUUUGGUUCGUUCAACAAUGGCCACCAGCUGUUUGUAACUUUCAGCAAGGUCGAUGUGUCGGACAAGGGCUACGAACCUUUACCGUCCAUGGCUUGUGGCCUCAAAAGGGAGGUACCUCUGUGAUUAAUUGCUCUGGCACUCGUUUCGAUUUCACCCAGGUUUCCCAUUUACAAAAUGAUCUGAACAGAGUUUGGCCAAAUGUUAUAACGGGAAAUAAUAGAUUUUUUUGGGGACAUGAGUGGAACAAACAUGGAAUUUGCUCAGAGAGUAAGUUUGACAUGAAAGCAUACUUUCAAAUGGCCAUUAAUAUGAGGGAUAGUCUUGACCUUAUGAACGCCCUCAGAGUUGGUGGGUUAGCUCCAAAUGGGCGCACCAAAUCGAGGCAAAGAGUGCAAAGUGCCAUCCGAGCACAAUUCGGAAAGGAACCAGUUCUUCGCUGUAGAGGAACGGGUAGGAAUGUUCGAUUGAUAGAGAUUGUGAUGUGUUUUGAUGAUGAUGGUGUCACGCUUAUCAACUGCAAUCCUGCUAGUUCCAACUGCGCUAAUAGCUUUAUAUUUUAAAAACUCUUUAAUCUCAUGCAAUAAUAAUGUUUAUCCAUAAUCUGAAUAAUUUGGUGCUAUUGUUCACCAUGGUGGUUUAUAUAUAACGUUCUAAAGUUGUGUUUAUUUUGAAGACAUAAAUAUCUAUAAUAUUUAGAAGUUCAACGUUGGAUUUA